This is a messenger RNA of Epithele typhae, 1023 nucleotides long. Its product is annotated as NADH-cytochrome b5 reductase. NCBI's taxonomy places the organism in Eukaryota, Fungi, Basidiomycota, Agaricomycetes, Polyporales, Epitheliaceae. Gene Ontology annotation, molecular function: oxidoreductase activity. The transcript has 7 exons. The record is from RefSeq and is a predicted model, not a curated record. The coding region runs from base 1 to 1023 and encodes 340 amino acids.
AUGCCCAACCUCCUCCAAGUCACCUUCAUCGCGUCCUUCGCUGGCACGUCCGUCGUCCUCUUCGGCCUCUCUCGGUUCAUCUCCGCCCAGCUUCACGCCCGCGGCAUAUACCUCGCCGACCUCAUCCUCAUUGGCCUCGACAAUCCCGACCGCGACCUACCCCACAACGACUUCAGCAGGAUGGACAGCUCCUACACGCAGCUCAUCGCGCUUGCCCUCGCGCUUGCCACCGGCGCAUUCAUCUUCAUGAAGUUCAGCUCCGGCAAGCGCAAGCCGGUGCUGGACGCUCAGGUGUGGAAGGAGUUCCCCCUCAAGGAAAAGAUUGUCAUCUCUCCCAACACCGCGAUCUACCGCUUCGCGCUUCCCCACCCGCAGGAUGUUCUCGGCCUGCCCAUUGGCCAGCACGUAUCUGUCUCGGCCGAGAUAAAUGGCAAGGACAUCAUGCGCAGCUACACGCCCACUAGCAGCGACGACAACCUUGGCCAUUUCGACCUUCUUAUCAAGUCGUACGAGAAGGGCAACAUCUCCCGUUACAUCUCGCUCCUCAAAAUCGGCGACAAGGUGCGCAUCAAGGGUCCCAAGGGACAGUUCAAGUACCACCCCUCGCUCUCUCGCGAGCUCGGUAUGAUUGCAGGCGGCACGGGCAUCACGCCCAUGCUCCAGAUCGUGCGCGCCGCGCUCAAGAACCCGCUCGACCGCACCAAGCUCUCGCUCAUCUACGCGAACGUGAACGAGGAGGACAUCCUGCUCAAGAAGGAGCUUGAUGAGCUCGCCGCCCAGCACUCGAACCGCUUCCGGGUCUACUACGUGCUCAACAACCCGCCUACGGCGUGGCAAGGCGGUGUGGGCUUUGUGACAAAGGACAUGAUCGAGAAACACAUGCCGCCCACGGACCACAACAUCAAGGUCCUUCUCUGCGGCCCUCCGCCCAUGAUUACUGCCAUGAAGAAAUACCUUGACGAGCUCAAGUACCCUGCGCCCCGGACUGUCAGCAAGCUGGAGGAUCAGGUCUUCUGCUUCUAA